This is a messenger RNA of Acomys russatus (golden spiny mouse), 1017 nucleotides long. Its product is annotated as UDP-glucuronosyltransferase 1A5-like. Lineage: Eukaryota; Metazoa; Chordata; Mammalia; Rodentia; Muridae. Gene Ontology annotation, molecular function: UDP-glycosyltransferase activity. The record is from RefSeq and is a predicted model, not a curated record.
CUGCAAUAAUUGAUGUCUGGGAGCCAGUGUCACCCAAUGACAUGGCAAGGUUGGGCGGGACAUAAGAAGAUAAAGGAGGAGCUGCAAGGGCCCUAGCAUAGUGAGGACCAUCUGCCCUUCUGGGCUUCUUUUGAGAUGGUUAUGGAGUUCCGUGUGCCCCUGAAAGGAUUAAUGGGGCUGCUCCUGCUGUGUGCCCUUCCCUGGGCUGAAGGAGCGAAGGUGCUGGUGUUUCCCUUGGAUGGCAGCCACUGGCUGAGCAUGAGGGAAAUUGUGAAGGAGCUUCAUGCCCAUGGCCACCAGCUUGUGGUCCUGGCUCCAGAGGUGACUAUGCGUAUCAAAGAAGAGGAGAUCUUCACCUUCAAAACCUAUGCUGGUCCCUUCACGGAUGAGGAAUAUAAGCAACAAGUGAUGCGAGGCAUUGAACUGGUCCUGGAAACAGGAAACGAUGUGAAGGCACUAUUUGAACUAUAUAAGUUUGUAAAAAACGUAUCAACAAGAUUCCUAAAGUCUUGCACAAAUCUGUUGCACAAUAGGACCCUGAUCCAGCAACUGAACUCCAGUUCCUUUGAUGUGGUCUUAACAGAUCCAGCUUUUCCCUGUGGGGCAGUGCUGGCCAAGUACCUACAGAUUCCUGCUGUGUUUUUUCUGCGCUUCAUUCCCUGUGACAUAGACUAUGAGGCCACACAGUGUCCAAACCCUUCCUCGUACAUUCCGAGACCAUUCACAAGGAGCUCUGAUCACAUGAGCUUCCUGCAAAGGGUCAAGAACAUGCUGUACCCUAUGGCCUUGAAGUACAUGUGUCAUGUCAUUUUCAGACACUAUGGGAGCCUUGCCUCUGAGCUUUUGCAGAGAGACGUGUCCUUGUUGGAAGUUUUCAGCUAUGCAUCUGUGUGGCUGUUCCGGGAUGACUUUUUGUUCAGCUACCCAAGGCCCAUCAUGCCCAACAUGAUCUUCAUUGGGGGCAUAAACUGUGCCAACAGAAAGCCCCUCUCUCAGGUCUGUAUUGAAGCCCAUUAA